Postia placenta MAD-698-R-SB12 is the source of this 543-nucleotide messenger RNA. RefSeq lists its product as hypothetical. Gene Ontology annotation, cellular component: cytoplasm; peroxisome; mitochondrion. Gene Ontology annotation, biological process: cellular response to oxidative stress; hydrogen peroxide catabolic process; cell redox homeostasis. The coding region runs from base 1 to 543 and encodes 180 amino acids. The transcript has 5 exons. NCBI's taxonomy places the organism in Eukaryota, Fungi, Basidiomycota, Agaricomycetes, Polyporales, Adustoporiaceae. Gene Ontology annotation, molecular function: thioredoxin peroxidase activity. The record is from RefSeq and is a predicted model, not a curated record.
AUGGCAUCUCUCCUCUCGAGCGCGACAAAGGUUGCCCACUCUGCCGCUGUAUCUCUGAUGGCCGCCGCUGAGGUGAAGGUCGGCUCCACCAUUGCCACUGCGGUGCCUGUGAAGGAAAACGAGGCGGUGAAGACGUUCACGUUCGACGGGAUCACGGGGAAGAACAUCUUUGUCGGGGUGCCAGGAGCGUUCACGGGGACGUGCAGCCGCCAGAUUCCAGGAUACAUCGAGCGGUAUGAUCAGUUCAAGGCGAAGGGUGUCAACGACAUCUACGUGGUCGCGGUAAACGAUGUCUUUGUCAUGAAGGCAUGGAAGGAGAAUCUAGCCAGCGGAGGCACGCCUGUCCGUUUUAUUGCUGACGACAGAGGGUCUUUCGUCGGAGCUCUUGGUAUGCUAUGGGAUGCCACCGAGCGCUUGGGAGCACCACGCUCAAAGCGCUUCGUGCUUGUGACAGAGGGAAACGAGAUCAACUUUGUCGCGGUGGAGCCUGUCACGUCGGAGUUGACUGUAACGGCAGCAGACAAAGUCCUUCCACUUGUAUAG